Moneuplotes crassus is the source of this 1387-nucleotide messenger RNA. The record is from the annotation of a GenBank genome assembly. NCBI's taxonomy places the organism in Eukaryota, Ciliophora, Spirotrichea, Euplotida, Euplotidae.
UCUAAGAUUAUUAUAGAGUUUAUAUAAAUAUGCACUCAAACAUCUCAAAUUCGGUCUCUCUUGACAAAUCUUGGCACUGUUUUAUUCAGGAUGAUCCCAAUGGAGAGAAAUACGGAAUGGAGACACUAUAUAUUUUUUAUGGCGUAUUCUGUGUGAUUUAUGCCUCUCUAGCUGUUGCAUUAUUACUACUAUCCUUAAAGAAGAUUAAGGAGUUAUUUUAUAAUGAGAUUAUUGACAUCUACAAGCUAAUCCAAUACUGUAUCCUGAUGUUCUACUUAAUAAUAGGUGUAUGCCAUCUCACAUUGAAGUUUUACAAAGGUUAUGAGUUCCACAACUAUGGUGUAUUCUUGUUCAUAUACUUCCAUUUCUUGAUGUCAGAAGUCAUCAAUAUCUCAUGCUGGAGAAACUUCCAAAGUCAUUUAUGCAACUGAGUCAAUGGCUUAAAGGUAAUCUGCCGGAGGGAGGAAGAAACUGACUCUCUUUCUCAAUUUUCAGAGACCAUAUUUUCUGGGUUCAGAACAGUCAAAAUUAAGGAAAAAUUUGAAAUUUUUGUCAUAUUUAUUGUUUUCUUCUUGUUUUGAAUAUGGAAUAUGUUUAUAAUCAUUUUCUCAGUUGCGAACUCCCAUUGAUCGGGUUGCCAUUCCUUAUAUGCUCCAGCAGAUGAAGUUUGAUUUGAAGCAACUUGAAAGAACAUAAGCAUAAUGCGGAAAAAGACUUUCUAUGUUCUCUGAGUCUUUGCAGGAGUUGUGAUUCUCUUCAAGCUCUUCUUUGGGGUCAGACUCUUGAUUCUCAUGAGGCAUCACUUAUAUGUAAGGUACCUUAAAAGUAGAAAAGGGAUCAUUUUUACAUUGAUAUCUAGCUGAAUUAUUAUUGCUUCCAGGACUCUCCUGACUUUUGUGAAUAAUGUUGCAAAGUGCGACCUUAGAUAUAACUUCACAGCUCGGAUGCCAUUCCCUUCUGAGAAUGGAUUAUUGCAGUUACUAAUUGCAUUGAUCAAAGACUUACUUCCUAUUGCUGUGAUGCUUCUGAACAUAAGGACUAUAAACUUCAAGGUUUAUUUAAUAGAGCUGAUAAAGGCCUGUAAGUUGCACUCUUUUUCAGAAGAAGCAUCUAUCUUCUUGUAUCAUAGUGGUAAGACUUCUCAUAGCAAUCUUGUUGCAAAUGAUGUUUAUCUGACUGAUGUUACUGACUCAACUACUAGAAGAAGGCUUAUUGAUGUAGCAGAUCAAUCUGAUGAAACCUCUUUGGCCAAUGAGGAUCAGUACAAAUCAAACUACGAGCAAAUAUCUAGAAUCGAUAGAUACCAAAGUGCUAUGAUGACCACCAGAUCAAUGGGACCUCAUCUUGAAAACUCACUCUAAAUUAAAAACUCAAAAUUUACUAAUUU